AUGAAGCUAACCCCAGAGACGAUGGCCGACGUCGCAGCUGAACUGCUCAGGCAGAAGAACUGGGGCGAAGGCUCCAAGAUCCAGUAUCUGGGAUGGCUGACGCGUCCAGGUGAAAGGGCGGAGGGCUCGAUCCUGAUCGAGUUCACCAGCCCAGUCGUGGCUAAUCGCGCCAUCAUCACUGGGGUUGUGAAAUGCCAAAAGCCGGGGCAUAUCCAGUCACACUGUUCCAACGUCUUCAAAUGCGGCCACUGUGCUGGCGGGCACCCGACCUGGGAGUGCCCGUCGACAAAGGGGCAAGCGAUACCAGUCAAGUGUGCCAAUUGUGGCGAAGGGCAUCGCCCGACCAGCCGGGAAUGUCCGGUGAAGAUUGCGGCAAUGAAUGAAGCCAAACAAGCGUUGGCCGAAUGCCCUACAUAUCACCGCGUACCUCUACACUUUCGGACUUCGAUAAGCUCCGACAAGGUGACCACCUCGAGUAGCUCCAACACCACCAGACCAGACGGGAUGGAGGCAUCGAUACAUGCCCCCGAGAGUCAAGAAGAGGAGGGCCCUUCGACGGACCGCCCAGAAACUGUGAUUGAUCUAGACGCCGCACUAGAGGAAACAGAGGCGGCAUCAGAAGAGGCUAAUGAAGCCACUCAAUCCAAACGAGGACCUGGCCGCCCAAAGGGCUCCAAGACUAGGGCAAAGGCUCCGAAACCACCAGUGAUACCGCUGGCGUGCCAGCGGUCGACAAGGUUCCAAAUGGCCUCCCAAAAGGCGACACUGGAAAAAUCCAAUUCCAAAAGACGACGCACAGGGGAGCCGGAGGAUACCAUGGAUGAACAGCCAGAUGACGACGAUUGGUUCAACAUCCAGCUCAACCCGGCUGAUUUCCCUCAAACCAACACCCAACAAGAUAGCCAAGAACAUCGACUUUCUCAAUUCGUCAAUGAAGUGACCACCUUAAACGAUGCGGGCAGCACACCAGAACCUGGUGACGAGGAGCUGGACCCGGAGAGCCCGGAAUACCGCAAGCUGGUUGUCUUGAAAUAUAGACAACGACAGGCGCUACCAGUUGAAUCGUCUCCUCCGGUAUUUGGAACUGAUGCACCGACGAUCGAAGAUGCAAAUGACGAAGUAUGGCACGAAACCAGCGAGCGAAGCGAUGAUGAACAACUCCACUCAUGA
Molecule: messenger RNA, 1170 nt
Organism: Penicillium cosmopolitanum
Lineage: Eukaryota; Fungi; Ascomycota; Eurotiomycetes; Eurotiales; Aspergillaceae
Exons: 2
Coding region: 1-1170 (389 amino acids)
Source: RefSeq, a predicted model, not a curated record